UCUUGAGAUAUGUUCAAGCGAUAAUGCCUCAAUAACCCCAUACACUAGUAUCUAAAGGGCUGCCACUUUCGGUCGUUUAUUUAACAGAAAAAUUAUUUACAACUGUUUUCAUCAAGGUUCAGUUGAAGUUAAAUAAAGAAAAUGGUAGUUGACACCAAGCUUUACGAUUUACUAGAGGUCUCACCAAAUGCAUCAAUUAACGAUAUAAAAAAGCAAUACAAAAAGCUGGCCAGACAGUUUCACCCUGAUAAAGCAGGUGCAGAAUUUGAAGAAAAAUUUAAAGAAAUAUCAGUUGCAUAUGAAGUUUUAAGUGAUCCAGAAAAGCGAGAAAUGUAUGAUAGAUAUGGUGAAAAAGGUCUUUCUGAAGGAGGAUUUGGAGGGGGUAUGGAAGAUAUUCUCAGCCAUAUAUUUGGACAUGGUGGGGGACAUGGUGGAUUUUUUGGUGGAAUGGGUGGAUUCGGUUCAUUUGGUAUGGGAGGUAGUUCAAGGCGAAGUCAAAAGCGAAAAGGAGAAGAUACAGUUCAUCCAUUAAAGGUUACAUUAGAAGAUCUAUACAAUGGAAAAUUGGUCAAUUUAAAGCUUAAGAAAAAAAUAAUUUGCACCUCUUGCAAAGGAACUGGUGGAAAAGGUAACGCUGUCCAAAGAUGUAGCUCCUGCAAUGGAAAUGGUAUCAAAGUAAGUUUUCAACAGUUAGCUCCAGGAAUGGUUCAGCAAAUUCAAAAAGUUUGCUCAGACUGCAAUGGCGAAGGAGAAGUUAUUGAUGCUAAAAACAGAUGUAAAAAAUGUCUCGGUAAAAAAGUAUGUGAUGAAACAAAAAUUUUAGAGGUACAAGUUGACAAAGGUAUGAAAGAUUCUCAGAAGAUUACAUUCCACAAUGAAGGAGACCAACAGCCUGGUAUUGAAAGUGGAGAUGUCAUAAUUGUUCUAAAGCAAGUUGAACAUCCGCGCUUUAAGAGAAAAGGCAAUGACUUAUACUUAAAAUUAACAAUUGGUUUAACUGAAGCACUAUGUGGGUUUGUUAUACCAAUUCAACAUUUAGACAAUCGUGAAUUACUUGUUACAAGCAGUGCUGGAAAGGUUAUUGAACCAGAUUCAACUCGUGUAUUGCUCAAUGAAGGCAUGCCUCAUUAUCGAAGCCCCUUUGAUAAAGGUCACAUGUUUGUAUCGUUUGACAUAAUAUUUCCACAAAAUAAUUACCUAGAAUUGGAAAAGUUAAAACUUCUCGAGAGUAUUCUUCCGCCACGAGCUAAAGUGGCUGACAUUGAUAUGACACGUGAAGACGUUCAAGAGGUUAUGCUCAGUAGUUAUGAUGCGUCAAUGGAUAAUGGUUCUUCCAACCAACGUGAAGCUUAUCAUCAAGAUGAUGAUGGUGACGAUGAUGGACAUGGUCCCCAUGGUCAAGGGAUGUCUUGUGCUCAACAAUAAUAUCGGCUAACAGUUUGUAAAUUUCGAAAAUGUUAAAAUAUUUGUCAAAUAUAUUUUGGACUUGUCAUGUUUUAA
Messenger RNA from Hydra vulgaris (swiftwater hydra), 1500 nucleotides. RefSeq names its product dnaJ homolog subfamily A member 2. Lineage: Eukaryota; Metazoa; Cnidaria; Hydrozoa; Anthoathecata; Hydridae. Gene Ontology annotation, cellular component: cytoplasm; cytosol. The record is from RefSeq and is a predicted model, not a curated record. Gene Ontology annotation, molecular function: Hsp70 protein binding; ATP binding. Gene Ontology annotation, biological process: protein refolding; response to heat.